Molecule: messenger RNA, 2490 nt
Organism: Momordica charantia (bitter melon)
Lineage: Eukaryota; Viridiplantae; Streptophyta; Magnoliopsida; Cucurbitales; Cucurbitaceae
Source: RefSeq, a predicted model, not a curated record
AAAAUGAGGGUUAUCGGAGCGAUUGAGAUUGAUUUAUUUGAUGGAUUUGGGCAAAUUUUUAUCUGGAAUUUGAUGAGUUUUUUAUGGCUUUCUUCUCGGCGUCUCCUAGAGUUUAGCCUGUAGAAUCGUUUGGAGAGAAGAUGAAGUAAAGUGAGAAGUAGAGGAAAUUAAUAGUUGUUUGAGUAACGGAAACCCCUGAUUUUCAGGCUUUAAUUUUCAUCUUUCCUUAUUAAACAUUAGGCAACUCGUUGGAGCUUGAAGUAGGAUUGUUCUAGAAUCAGUUAUUACUUGUGAUUCUUUCCAUAAUUAAUUUAAUUUAAUUUCUUCAUCAUUGCUAAGAAAUUUUACUUGCAAAAGAAUAUUGAGGGCCCCUGGAUUUAAAGAGACCAAUAUUUUCAUGACUAAGCCUAGGGAUUUCAAGUAAUUUAUCAGAGUUUAUGUGACUAAGCCUAGGGUUAUUGGUUUAAGUAAAGGGAGGAAGAUCUAACAUAUAAAACUUGGAUCAAUUGACUUUAACAUAGAAUUCUUCUAAUUUCAUUUACUUGUUUGGCUCAUUGAAUGCUAUUGUUUUUGCCCACCUCGUUAAUUUUAUAAACUCAUGGAAAAUGCUCAGAUUUUCUUUUGUUUUUGUUCUUUGGAUAAAAUCAUUUACUCCUGUAAUCUAAAGUACAUUGCUGGUGUCUGCCUUUUCCCUUCAAAAGUUUGCCUGAGAAGUCUCCCCAUUCAAAUUAGAAAUAGAAAGAGAAGGAAUUUCUCUAAACUGCAUGCACCAUCCAUAUGCAGCUGGAGUACAAUGUAUGUUGAGCUGAUGAUUGGUUUGGCCUUUGUUAGGUUUGAAGCUCAAUGUUCAUCCAUCUUAUGAACCAACAUUGUCAUGAUAUAGUAGCAAUGUUUGAUGUCGAGAGAUCGGUUUCUUUGCUGGAAGACAAUAUCUUGCAGCUCGAGAAUGACAUUUUUGGAGAGUUCCUUAUACCUUCUGCCAAAGUGGUAAUACUAUCUCUGGAAUCCGUACCCAGAUCGAACCGAACAAAAGUUGUGUUUGGCCUCGAUCCAGAUGCAGAUGAUUCAGAAAUUCCAUCAAUGUCCGUAAGUUUGAUCAGAUCGAUCCUUGCAACUCUAGUUACGAAUCAGUCGUCCCUCCGAAUAACUAAAUCCUUGUUCGGGGAGGCCUUUUCGUUCGAAGUACUGAAAUUCCCCGGAGGAAUAACUAUAAUCCCGCCGCAGAGUGCAUUUCUUUUGCAGAAAGUGCAAAUUCUUUUCAACUUUACCUUGAACUUCUCUAUUCAUCAGAUUCAAGUACAUUUCAGUGAACUCACCAGCCAACUGGAGGCAGGAUUACGACUAGCUCCAUAUGAGAUUUUGUACAUUAAACUGUGGAAUGCGGAAGGUUCAACCGUGACUGCCCUGACGAUUGUUCAGACAUCUGUUCUUCUAGAAGUUGGAAAUACUCCAUCAAUGCGGAGGCUGAAGCAGCUAGCUCAGACGAUCUCGGGUUCUAAUUCUAGCAACCUCGGCCUGAAUAAUACUGAGUUUGGAAAAGUGAAGCAAGUUCGCCUUUCGUCAAUUCUUAAACACUCCCUCAAUGGCAGUGAUGGGAAUGGCCCCGUGAGAUCACCUUCUCCUGCUCCUACACCCCAGCCCCAUAACUAUCCUCACCUCCCGCCUCACCACCAUCCCCAUCAUCACGCCCCUCUAACGCCUGCAAUCUCACCUGCCCCUGCAACCGAGAAGGGUGCGCCGGGGUAUGGUUCGCUUGCCCCCGAAAGAAGUGCAGCACCGCCUAAGAGAAGUUACAAAGCAAAGCCGCCUGGUUGCGAAUAUAGAUACAAGAGGAAGUCUGGUAGGAAAGAAGGAAAGCAAUCUCAUUUGUCCCCGCUCGCUGCACCCAAUAUAUCUCCCGUUCAUUCUGCUGCAUCGCCAUCGCCACAACAUCAAGUAAAACCACCAGCACCACCAGUCUCUCCAACUCCGACAUCAGCUCCAUUGCCAAACGUCAUCUAUUCUCACGUUCAACCACCAUCAAAAAGCAACUCAAACCCUGAAAAACCCACGACGGAUCCAUCCCUCACGCCAUCUCCAUCUCCAUCUCCAUCUGCUGCUGAUCGCCGUGCGAUCACUCAAUGGGAAUUCACACUGUUUCUUCUAAUUCUCGCCCUCCAAAUGUAGCAUUAGAAAGAAGAAGACUACCCGUUUUCUGAUGAACACGCAUCGGCUCCAACGUCGUAGCCUGCUCGGGUUCGUAUAAAAAUGAAGUGCAGGAGUUUGUUUAAGGAGGAAAGCAAAGCAAAAAGAGGCAUUGCUUGUUGUAAGAUGGGUUUUCUAAGUGUGUAAAUAUCAUCAAUCUGAUUAAGAAACUUUGUUGCAGAUGCAGUUUCAGGUCAAAGUCCACAGAGGUGGCAGGCCUUCAGAAACUUGCAUAUUUUCCCACUGUUUUGUGUAUUAUCAUCCUCUUCUCCAUAAAAUGUAAGGAGAUGGAGGAAAAGAAAAUUA